Molecule: messenger RNA, 3761 nt
Organism: Dreissena polymorpha
Lineage: Eukaryota; Metazoa; Mollusca; Bivalvia; Myida; Dreissenidae
Exons: 2
Coding region: 664-2409 (581 amino acids)
Source: RefSeq, a predicted model, not a curated record
UGACACCACGUUUCAAGUUGCGCUUAAAAGCACUGAUGCAAAAUAUAAUGAUAAGAUUAAAGAUCGACACUUGUGUCUAAUUGGCUGAUAAUUUAACAUCGCGAGGUCACGCUAGAUUCCGAAAUCUCGGGAGAUUUUAACACGAGCUGUUUGUCAAGUCUUUAAUAAAGGAGAGAGCCACUCGACGCGAUGAUAAGAUAUUCAUCUCUGAGGUUUAGUGUUUAGGUUUUUAGCAAACAAGUUGUGUAGGGCUUCGAAUUUCAGGAUUGUGUUUGUAUAGCGCAAAUACUGCAAGUCGGUGACAAGGAUAUUCGUUUAUAGACAGGGAUUUACACUGCGACGCGAAUAAAUUUGGAGAUAAAAAUGAAACAAGUGCAGCAUAAAUUGAAAUUACGGACUCGUUAACAGGCCAUCGAUGAAUGAGUGCCAUUCAUUCCGUGGCGAUAUAAUUGCGUUAAAUGUUUUCUGAAAGGAUAUAGACUGUUAAACCAAAUGCUAUAUGAUAUGUGCAAACCAGAGAUCGGGGAUUCAUAAUAGCCGACCAGACGCCUUAAUUUCUGGACUAUGUUUGCUGAACGUGGCUCUGUGGAAUAAUGAUGCUUUAUUAGUAACGGAUGUUGGUUGUCUCUUGGUUCCCGGCCUUACUGACGGAAGUCGCGCCAGAUGACGGGAGCCAGCAGCAGCAUCCCCAGCAAGAUGUUCCGCUGGUUGAAGGACAAAAAGAAUCGGAAACAGGACCGGAAGCAACGACCCGAAGACGACUACGGGUUCAGAAAGCGUCAGAUAAUUCUCCAGGAAACUGAAAACGGACAUAGCGUCAUCAUCAAGGAUGACGAAACGACUGUAGUUUACCCACAAAGCUUUUGUAAAUUCCACUUCCGGGCACGGAUGCCCACUCCAGUCCAGAAUGUGAAAGAAACGUCGUCCCACAUUUAUGACGAAAUUCCAGAAAGCAUUGUUCGAAAUCGUCUGGGUGUAGGUGCGAGCCACGUUAAUGAUGCGGACUUGAUCAAAGAUACCCGUGCUGCGACCGCGCCUAUGUUGAAUUCUAGAGUAGAUUUAAACAAUGCAAUAGAAGUCGGUCCGUACUUAAUUGUGCCAAUAGUCAAUCCGAAUACCGGAACUAAGAAUGGCGAUGUAGAAAUAUUUAAGAGAAACAGUGACCCAUGCGGAAAGAACGCUGACUUUCCUAUAUGUCAUUGUCAAGAAAUCGGGUGUUUUGAGUGUAAGGUCACUGACCUCAGGAACGACCCAUCUCAAACAUGGAGUUCGCAGAUUCCAGGAGACGCCAUAAAAGACGCUAAGAUCGUUCUUACCCGCUGCGUGAAGUCGAAACAAGGAUUAAAAGACGCUACCAACGUUCAACCGGAAAAUGAAGUCCUUCGUUCAGACCUGUGUUCAAAUUCAAACGGUGCUCAAAGUCAAAACAAUACGCAAUGUGCUUUCAGGAUAUUUGCGGACUCCCCUAGUAAUGACAGCAAUUCACGGACAUUGACGCCUGUUUCGUCCCCGCAAACUCCCGACAACCUGUCGGACAGACCCGAAUCAUGUGCAAUAACCGACGACGAAAUCGUAGCAACCGAAAAGGAGGCAAAAGACAUUUCUAGUACUUCACCAAAGCCUAAAAGUGCAUUUCGAUUGAAGGAACAUGACGGAAACGAAACCGGAUAUGAAUAUGAUCUCAGUACUUCCGGUGGAAGUGCGCAGUCGCGAGACGGUGAGCGCGUGACAGACCGGAAAGACUAUGAGGACUAUCUUUCAAAAAUCGAGUCAAAUCUCCUUCAUAAACAGAAUGUGCGAAAAAUAGUGCACGGCAUAGACAAUAUAAACAUUGACAAUUGUGCUGAAAACUGCGAUAGCAGUGACAUAGCAUCCAUGACGUAUGUUUCUAGUCUGUCUGAAUAUUCAUCCGCGACGAGUCACAUUAGCGGUAAUUCGGCCGACAAUUCGUGCUCCGACGAAAGCAGUGGAUAUUUCGAAUGUUUGGACAAAACACCAGGUGCUAUAACUAAAACUAGGUGCAGUCCAAACAGCAAACAGCGAACUGGUUUAGAACGCUCACUAUCAAUGCCUUCCGAGCGACAACCCUCGAAGAAAAAGGUGUCCAAAAGGCACAAAGACAAAUCUAUAAGUAAGACGAAUGCAACAAAAACUGACCGCAGUAAAUCGUUUGAUUCGCGAAUUUACAAAGCGCUUUCUGAUGAGGAUAGAGAACUCUACAAAUUUCCGUCCGCUUCAAACACCGGAAGUUCUGUGAGGUCGAGGCACGGGCGGGGGAAACCGGUCCCGUUGGCCCCUCAACCCACGCCUGUAUAUAUGGACCCUUAUAGGGGCAAAUCGCGGAGCCAUAAUAGACUUCUGGGGGAUCUUAUUCGCAUGAAUUAUGACAAGCAGCUGUUCUUUCAUUAAGCAGCUGUUCUUUUAUCAAGCAGCUGUUAAUUUAUUAUUAUUUUAUAUAAUUGAUCCUCGCUUUGGGAUAACAGGGUUUGAUGCAUGUGUGUAAAGUGUCAUCCCAGAACAGCAUGUGCAGUUUGAGGGAAUGAUCUUCGUAGGGAAAAUCUAGUUUAGACGGAAAGUGUUGUUCAGUUUCCCAGAGCGAGUGUCAACUAUUUUGUUAUAUUUUGCCUACUGAAAACUACUACAAAACGUGUGUUAAAUGAUCUAAAAAAAUUGUCUCGCAUACUUAUUCGAGCAUUCUUAAAAUUGAUUGCAUAAAUUUAUUUCAACAAUAUUAUCAAUAGCUCUAAUUAAUGACGUACAAGGUAUGGCAAUAAUCACACUAAAGGACACACCAAACUAUAUUUACUAUGUAUGCGUAAAAGACAUUUAGAAUGUCUCUAAUUAGUUUCGUUUUCGAAAUUUGAAUGGCAUAAAAUGUUGUCUCCAUAAAUUCACAUCAUUUCGUUAAUACAUUUUAGCCACAAAUGUUUUGCUUAAACGAUACGCUUAUAUUUCUUUUGUAACGGAUGAUGGUCGAUUACACACAUUAUAUAAAUAUUUUUUAAGGAAAACUUAUAUUUAAAUCACUAGUAUACCGUUUCGUAUGCCUUAAUGCAUGUAAAAACAAACGUCAAGUCCAAACAGGUCUUGUUAUGCAAAGUUGUGUCAUCGUUACUUAAAGGGACUUUUUCAUAGACGAAAGAAACUGCAUUUUUCAUUUUUCCACAAAUUCAAUAACUAAAAGAACACUGAACACUAAGGAGCGAAAUAAAACUAAUUAGUUGGAGUCAUUCUGGAAAAAAGUUUUCGUUUAUGAGUAAUUGUCAUAAAAAAUUAAUAAAAUAAUGAAGCGUUACAUACGCGAAAUGAUUGAUAAUUUUUUAUAUAAACUAAAGGCAUAUCAUUAUUUGAUAUAAGUUAAAGUCCGGAUGGCCAGGUGUUUAAGAUAACUCCAAAGGUAUGAGGAUCGAGUCCAGUUGGGAAUGAAAUCCAUGAACGGGAGAAACUUAUUUGUUUUAUAAUAGUAGUGUUUUCAAUUGAAGCCCGUUAGUUCCGAUUUUAAACUUUGUCGAUUUCAACCAUUUUAUGACAAACUUAGAAAAUGACAACAAUGUGAACAAGUUUCUUUAAUGUAAAUUCUUGACAUAAGCCAGUUAUAUGCAGCUUAUUUGGACUGAGCGGUAUUAUGCAUGUAAACAAAUGAAAUGAAAACAACUUAUAUUUUAUAUAAGACACUCUGUUUUCAUUUUAAUUUAUGUUCAAAUGACACUUAUUUAUGUCUUCCAAGAGACGUGUUCAUGUUAAUAAAUCAUUGUAAACCA